CAGCUCACUCACUCGUUUUUUAGGGCCCAACGAGUAUACUUCGGCUGGGAAAAGAUAAAGGUGAAAUAUGGCGAAAAAAGGAGCCAAGCAAAAUGGCACACCUGCCCCACAGGAGAUGGCAGCGGGAAUGCACUUCGUGAGGCCAGAUGAGUUGACCGCGUGCGAAACCAUCGGCAAAUUUAUCUAUGAUACAAAGACGGGCGCUUUUUUCACCAGGACACCCUCCAGCUGGGCAAAGAUUUUGCUCUUCUACUGCAUCUUCUAUGCGUGCUUGGCUGGAAUGUCAGUUUCCUUGAUGUAUUUUUUCCUGCACAAUUAUAUCGAGGGAAGUGUAAGCCCGCGGUGGACACUCGAUGAAUCAAGAAUUGGAACUAACCCAGGCCUUGGGAAUAGACCAUUGAGUCAUAAUACUGAAAAUCACUUUACUCUGCUGAUCAUCAAUACAAAAUUCCGCACUCAAAUUAGGUACAUCAAGCAGUUGGAUGAAUUUUUGAAACCAUACAACGAUUUACUGGGUCAACAAAGGGAAAUCUGCGAUUUCGAGCGGAUGCCUAAGGAUCGCACGCUGACAUCCUGCUCGGUUGACAUCUCGCAAUGGGACCCUUGCACGGCGCAGCACAGCUAUGGCUACAACCAGUCGGCCCCCUGCGUCUUUCUCAAACUGAACCGAAUUUUCGACUGGGUGCCAGAAUAUUACAACUCGACCGACGAACUACCCGAGGACAUGCCUAAAAGUUUGAAAGAACAUAUCACGCAACUCAGUGUGACCGAGCCAGAAAAGCUGAACAUGGUUUGGGUAACUUGCGAUGGAGAGCUACCAGAUGACAAGGAACAUAUUGGAAAGCUCAAAUACCUUCCCGACCAAGGUUUCCCAGGUUACUACUACCCGUACGUAAAUACAGAGGGUUAUCUGAGUCCCUUGAUUGCCCUUCACUUUGUUCGCCCAACGCCUGGUGUGAUUAUAAAGGUUGAGUGCAGAUUGUGGGCCAAGAACACGGUGUAUGAUAAAAGAGAGGGAACAGCGUCCGUCAAGUUCCAAAUAUUCGUCGAGUGAACUCAAAAAGGUCUAUAGUGUCCGCCUCAGAUCAAAAAUGUUUCAUUGCAUAUAAAUUAAAAACUGCGGAUGAAGCAAUAAAAGGCGUUUGUUGUUGUUCAAUUAAAAUAUA
Cloeon dipterum is the source of this 1166-nucleotide messenger RNA. RefSeq names its product sodium/potassium-transporting ATPase subunit beta-2-like. The transcript has 7 exons. Gene Ontology annotation, cellular component: sodium:potassium-exchanging ATPase complex. Lineage: Eukaryota; Metazoa; Arthropoda; Insecta; Ephemeroptera; Baetidae. The coding region runs from base 68 to 1054 and encodes 328 amino acids. Gene Ontology annotation, molecular function: ATPase activator activity. The record is from RefSeq and is a predicted model, not a curated record. Gene Ontology annotation, biological process: potassium ion import across plasma membrane; intracellular potassium ion homeostasis; intracellular sodium ion homeostasis.